AGGAAGAGGAUUCAAGUCCAUCUAACAACCUCUUUUUUGUUUUUUGUUAGAAAACCCAACAACCUCCAAAUAUAUAGUAUGGGAAUUGAAGCAAACGAGCACCCAACAUGAAUUAAAAGCAAAAAAGAAUUAAAGCCAUGAGUAGUCCUCUCGUGUUGCUUCCUCUCCUCUUCAUCGUCCUGUUAUGGCCAUCAGUCGCAACAUCAACUUUGCAACUGGCAAAGCCCAAUUGCCCUAGUGAAUGUGGUAAUAUCCAUGUUCCUUACCCUUUUGGCUUCGGUUCCAAAGAGUGUUACAGAAACAAUGAUUUCAAGCUAACCUGCGACAAAAGCAACAACCCUGCAAAACUGAUCGCAGGGUCAAACAUUGAAGUUUUAUAUAUUUCAUCUCAAGGACAAGUGAGUAUACUUUCUACUAUAAGUUACGAUUGCUACAACAAGUCCGGUCAACGGACUGAUCGUUUUGAAAGUUUUACGAAUACGGAAGACCAAACCAUCUACACCGUGUCUGAUACUGAAAACAAUUUCACAGCUCUGGGUUGCGACACCAUCUCUAACAUCAACGGUUUCAAUGGCCGGAACUUCCAGAGUGGGUGUAGCAUGAUUUGCAGCAACAUAUCUGAUGUGAUCAAUGGUUCUUGCACCGGCAUAGGUUGUUGCCAGACCUCAAUUCCAAAGGGUUUCGGAAGCUUCAAUGUUUCUAUUGAUAGCUAUCAAAAUCACACCCAAGUCUUUGAUUUCAAUCCGUGCAGCUACGGUUUUGUUGUUCAAAGUAGCUGGUUCAACUUCUCUGUCUUUGAUCUCUUCAAUUUCAGUGGUAUUAGGGGAACAGUCCCUGUCGUGUACGACUGGGCAGUAGAUCUAAAGUCUUGUGAAGAAGCUGUGAAAAACCAGACUACUUACGCAUGCAAAAAUAGCAAAUGUGUCCCCUCCAAGAACGGUCUUGGCUACAGCUGUACUUGUUUUGAAGGUUAUGAAGGGAACCCUUACCUCGAUCAUGGAUGCCAAGACGUGGAUGAAUGUAAAGUCGCUACAAAAAAUAAUUGCUCUAAGAAUGCUAUAUGCAAAAACACUCUUGGGAGUUAUAGCUGCUAUUGUCCAAAAGGCUUCUAUGGCGACGGUUUUGAAAAUGGGACUCGCUGUGUUGAAAAGGUUUCUAUUCCGGUGACAAAAAUAAUUGCAGGUGUCAUUGUAUGCAUCAUAGCUCUACCUAUCUUCAUUUGGCUUUUGUAUUGGGCAAUUAAGAAACGACGGCUCAUCAAACUUAAAGAAAAAUUCUUCCAACAAAAUGGAGGUAUGUUAUUGCAGCAACAGAUAGCUUUAUAUAAAGGGGUCAAAGAUAUUGCCAAGAUUUUCACCAUAGAAGGGCUAAAGAUGGCAACCAAUAACUUCCAUGAGAGUCAAAUAGUUGGCCAAGGAGGGUUUGGUACAGUUUAUAAGGGAACCUUACCCAGUGGCAAAGUUGUUGCCAUUAAGAGAUCCAAAACUGUUGACAAAGGCCAGAUUAUACAGUUUAUAAAUGAGGUUGAUAUCCUCUCUCAAAUCAAUCACAGGCAUGUGGUGAAGCUCUUGGGUUGUUGCCUAGAGACAGAGGUUCCUUUGUUAGUUUAUGAAUUCGUCUCCAAUGGAACUCUUUACCAACAUAUCCAUAGUGAGAAUAAAACAGUUUUCCUUUCAUUAGAAAAUCGUUUAAGAAUCGCUGCAGAAACGGCCGAUGCACUAGCCUAUUUGCACUCUUCUCAUUCAGUACCUAUCUUCCACAGAGAUGUCAAGUCUUCUAAUAUACUACUGGAUGAUAAAUACAGUGCUAGGGUAUCUGAUUUUGGAGCUUCAAGAUUGGUUCCUCUGGAUCAAACUCAAAAGACAACAAUUCUUCAAGGGACUCAUGGGUACUUAGACCCGGAAUGUCUUCCUACAGGCCAGCUAACUGAUAAAAGCGAUGUUUAUAGUUUUGGAGUAGUUCUUGUAGAGCUUUUAACUGGGAAGAAGCCAAUUUUAAUGGAUGAAUCUGGGGAAUGGAUAGCCCUUGCAAUGUACUUUGUGUCUACAAUGAAAGAUGGGAAUAUUUUUCAUAUUCUUGAUGACCGAAUAGUAGAUGAUGAGGGGAAUAGACAACAGUUAUUGAUAGAUGUUGCUGAGAUUGCAAGAAGCUGCCUAGAGGAAAGAAGGGAAGAUAGGCCUGCAAUGAAGGAAGUUGCAAAGGAACUUGAUUCUUUGAAAAUGAUGUAUGAGCAACCAUUCUCACAACAUAUUCAGGAGGAAACUGAUUUUUCUCUAGGUGGACCAUCAACAAGCUCUACAGAUCCAGCUUUUGAAUUAGGAUUUGGUAAUGGUUUUACUGAUGAUGAUGAUCUUUGCGUACAUGGCAGGUGAGAGCAAAAUCAUACUAGUGAGUUAAGCACCUCAAGGCUUAUUAUUCUACACUUGGAUGCAGAAGGAAUUGUGUGGCUCCUUUUUUUCUUGUAAAUGUCCUUAUUAUGUGGAGUGAGAGUUUAGGAGUAUUGGCUUGGAUUUCUUUACUUCUCAGUUUCUGUUGAACGAUUUGUCUAUCUUAAAGUAAUGGUGUGACAGUCAAAAUGUGAGAAUUAAUCACAGUUUGGAAGGUGUGGCUUUUAGUAGUAGUGGGGAUUUUAAUUGGUCUGGGUCUUUUGCUCUUCUUUGUUAAUUAUAGACUAAUGUGAUCAAUUGUCUUUUGGUUGGUAAUGGAAUAUAUUUCUGGCAAGAAAUAAAGAAAAAUUGGGAAUGUUUGUAACCAAGCAGGUUACAAACAGAAUUUCUAAUCGAAUUUCUUUGCCUUUCAUUCUAA
This is a messenger RNA of Macadamia integrifolia, 2805 nucleotides long. Its product is annotated as wall-associated receptor kinase 2-like. Gene Ontology annotation, cellular component: plasma membrane. NCBI's taxonomy places the organism in Eukaryota, Viridiplantae, Streptophyta, Magnoliopsida, Proteales, Proteaceae. The transcript is spliced from 4 exons. The record is from RefSeq and is a predicted model, not a curated record. Gene Ontology annotation, biological process: protein phosphorylation; cell surface receptor signaling pathway. The coding region runs from base 138 to 2372 and encodes 744 amino acids. Gene Ontology annotation, molecular function: ATP binding; protein serine/threonine kinase activity; polysaccharide binding.